GCACGAAAGUCUAUGGAAUUAUUUGUUUGUGAUAUGUUAGAUUGUAUUUUGUUCAGAUGUUACGUUAUAAGUUGAUUUCACAUUAUCACGCAAUCUGUGAAUCGCUCAUAAAGAAAAGAAAUAGCUGAAAAAAGUGGAGUGCAGUGCGCAUUUAUGGGAACGUCUACGUCUAGGAGAAUGGACGAUAGUGAUUCGCGAUCGAGAUCCGACGAUAGUUCAGAUCAAGACUCAGACUUAGCAACCAUCUUGCAAUAUCUGAUUAGGAGAUUGUCUUCGAAGAAAACAGGAAAGAUGUAUUUCUGGCUUAUGGGCAUGCGGUUAGAGAACUGCUACAGAAUCUGAAUUUGCAACAACAACAAAACAAGGCUCAAGGUCAAAGGGAGGGAGGAGCUGGACAGACAUGUGGGGAGAAAUGGAAGUACAGAACAGAUAGGAGGAGAUCGACCAACAAUGAUGGGGGGGGAAGGAGAUUGGGACUUAACCUGUAUACUCGUGUGUUGCAAAGUGUGCAUUCUCUUUUCCAUUUAAGAAGACUGAGCCACAGCAAUGCGUAGCUGGGUACAAUUAGUUACUUAAUACAAAUGCAUUGAUGGUUCUUUUGGAAAGGAUACUCUGAUCUACUUUCCCAUUCUCACUGAAUCAGAGCUUUUCCUUCAUCUCAAAUGAUGUCGUUCUCAGCAGACACUGAAUACCUAUUUUCCUGUUUGCUGUGGGCUUGAACAAGUCGUUGCGUUAUUAUGAUGAUCACAUUGAGCGGCCAAGUGCACAUCAUCUCUUCUGAACAGGACGAUAGUGAUGAUGAAUUUGUUGCUGCUGCGACUCCUCCAAGGAUAGAUCCAGAUCCCAACACAAAAAAUUUAGAUAAAAGCGAGUUUAGUCUGACUACAAGACAGUCAUGUGGCCUAUUACAUUCCAUUGGGAGGAAGCGACCGAUUUCUGUUACUGCCAUGAUAAAUGCAAGAGAGCGUGGUAUGCCUGGCUCAGAGGCCUUCACAAGAGGAGACCGCUGCAGGAUUGCAAAUUCAUAUCUUCCUAACAGGAUGAGAACUGUUGCAACAUAUCAGAGCAAGGCUUUUUGUGGUACCUUCUCUCAAGAUGGAAACAUUUUCCUAAGUGCUUCUCAAGAUCGCAACCUGAGGCUUUAUCACACAGGCGAGGGAAAAUUUAAAUAUAUACGUUCAAUACAAGCAAGAGAUGUUGGCUGGAGCAUACUAGACACUGCUUUUAGCCCAGACAAUAACUACAUUGUAUAUUCUAGUUGGUCAGAAUGUUUGCAUCUGUGUAAGUUGUAUGGAGAUCCUGAUAAUCAAGAUGCACUGCCCUUAGGACCACAAGAAAGACGUUUCUGUAUUUUUUCUCUCACAUUUUCUUGUGAUGGACGAGAAAUACUUGGUGGAGGAAAUGAUGGCUACCUUUAUGUGUAUGACAGAGAGUGCAACCAGAGAGCUCUGAGGAUAGAGGGUCAUGAUAAUGAUGUAAAUACAGUUGCUUUUGCUGAUGAUACAUCGCAUAUUUUGUACAGUGGAGGCGAUGAUGGGCUCUGUAAGGUUUGGGAUCGCCGAACUUUAAGUGAGCAAAAUCCUGUCCCUGUCGGUGUUUUAGCAGGCCAUAUGGAUGGCAUUACAUAUAUUGAUCCAAGAGGCGAUGGUCGGCAUUUCAUUUCCAACUGCAAAGACCAAAGUAUAAAAUUGUGGGAUGUCCGUGUAUUUUCUGGCAAAGAUGGUCAACAGAAUACACUUAAGGCUGUGGCUGAUCAAAGUUGGGAUUACCGAUGGCAGAAGGUCCCCAGGAAAUUGCUCAAUCCAAAGAAACCUUUGGCUGGUGAUACGUCUAUAAUGACCUACAGGGGUCAUACCGUCUUGCAGACAUUAGUAAGAUGUCAUUUUUCUCCUGCUUUUACAACGGGCCAGCGAUACAUAUACACAGGCUGUGCUGCUGGCAGAAUAAUCAUUUAUGAUGUGCUGACGGGCCGUAUUGAGAGCAAGCUUGCUGGUCACCGUGGCUGUGUCCGUGAUGUUUCUUGGCACCCAUAUCGGCAGGAAAUUAUGAGCACUUCAUGGGAUGGCUCUGUGGCACAGUGGACAUAUUGUGCAGAAUAUGAUGAUGCAGAUAUAGAUGGAGCAUCAACAGACACUCUUGACGAUGAUGCAAAAGAUUCAGAAAAUGGGAGAAGACGACUGCGACGCAGCCAGCGCAUUGCACAACAGCGAGCACGACAGCAGUUUGAAAGUAGUAGUAGUGCUGGAUCCUGACAUCUUUGUCCAUAGGACAAAAUAUUUUGCAUCAUCAUGUACAUUACAUUCAUCUUCAUGUGUUUUCAUUUUUCUCACAUCAGUCUUAAUGGGCAGCAUAAAUAUUUUUAUUUGGUUUUGUGAGGGGCUGACUUUUUUGUUUGAGAGGAAAGACACUUUCAAGGAUUUACAUGUGGAAAAAUUGACUUUGUCAGCAGAAAGUUUAUUUCAGUUUAGGUCUGUUGGGGUUUUGCCAUGGAUACAUAACUUAUAAAAACAACACAUGUAUAAGUUUCUUUUAAAGUUAUAAUACUCAUUUUUGUGUUAUUUGUGUCAAUGUGCAAAAAUUGCAUUUUGGAAAAUUUUGAUAGGUGUAAAGCAAUACGAGCUUUCAUUGAAUAUUACUUGCCCUUUGAUAAUCCUUGAUAAACAUAGUUUCCUGUUGACUAUACAUACAUUACGCUGUUUAUUUUUUAUAGAUCUACAGUUAGUUAAAUUGUUAUAAAAAUUAAAUCAUUUAUAUUUUUGUCUUAAUAGAUAAUUUUAAAUUAAUCUUGUCAUGUAGCGAAGAGCAGAUUACCACCUUAUUCAUUUAUGCAAAUAAUCAUCUCGUUUCCAAAUUAUCGUUUAUUAUGCACCCCUAAUACAUGUCCUGUGUCUCUGCCCUAGAUUCAAAAAGAGGAAUUCUUAUGUAUAUAACUACCUGUAUAUACCCACAUAUUGUAACACACAUACAUAUGCAUAAUGUAAAAGUUAUUUUAUGUACAGCAAACAGAGCUGUUAACUAGGUUUUUCAGAAUGAGAAAUAAAGAAUUUGAUUUGUA
Molecule: messenger RNA, 3055 nt
Organism: Schistocerca gregaria
Lineage: Eukaryota; Metazoa; Arthropoda; Insecta; Orthoptera; Acrididae
Product: DDB1- and CUL4-associated factor 11
Exons: 12
Coding region: 738-2252 (504 amino acids)
Biological process (GO): proteasome-mediated ubiquitin-dependent protein catabolic process
Cellular component (GO): Cul4-RING E3 ubiquitin ligase complex
Molecular function (GO): protein binding
Source: RefSeq, a predicted model, not a curated record